AUGGGGCGAUACGGACCCGAGUUUCCCCUCACCACCAUUCGGGACGAUGUCAACCUACACAAGAUUCUGCUAGACGAUCUAGGCGUUAAGCAAAUCGCGGCAGUAAUAGGAGGCUCCAUGGGCGGCAUGCUGGUGCUCGAGUGGGCUUACUUUGGCAAGGACUACGUCCGGUCAAUAGUGCCCAUCGCCACAUCAAGCAGACAUAGCGCAUGGUGCAUCAGCUGGGGCGAGGCCCAAAGACAGAGCAUAUAUGCAGACCCCAAGUACGAUGACGGCUAUUACCCCUUUGACGAUCCCCCAACCACAGGACUAGGAGCAGCGCGUAUGUCGGCGCUCCUCACCUACCGCAGCCGGAACUCCUUUGAGUCCCGCUUUGGCCGAAACAUACCGGACCCCUCAAGACGGCAGACAAUCCGGGAGAAGCCACGCCCCAGCACGCCGUCAGAGGCACACUUCCACAUCCACAACGAUGGCCACAAAAUACAUCGCCCUGUCUCCUCCCGCCACAACAGCCAGUCCAGCGUCGCAAGUCCAGCAAAUGGCAGCAGUCCUGCAUCGAACAGUGUUCCAGGAGACGCGGCGUCAGACCCGCAGUUCCACGGGCCAAAAGGAGGCAGCCUCACCGGCGGCGAGAGCGUGCCCACCUCGACGUACUUCUCCGCCCAGUCCUAUCUGCGCUACCAGGGCGAGAAGUUCGUCAAGCGCUUCGACAGCAACUGCUACAUCGCCAUCACCCGCAAGCUCGACACGCACGACGUGUCCCGCGACAGGGCCGCAAGCGUGGCCGAGGCGCUCGCCAUGAUCGAGCAGCCCGCGCUCGUGCUCGGCAUCGAGAGCGACGGCCUCUUCACCUUCGCCGAGCAGCAGGAGCUCGCCGAGCACAUGCCCCACGCGCGGCUGGAGAAGAUCGACAGCCCCGAGGGCCACGACGCGUUCCUGCUGCAGUUCGAGCAGGUCAACCGCUACAUCCUCGAGUUCCUCCACCGGGUCCUGCCCGACAUCAUGAAGAAAGAGGGCGGCGUCGUCGUCACAGAGAGCUCUGUCGGCCAAUUGACCAAGAGCAGUACCUUUGGUGAGGCGGAAGUAGAGGACAUUACGGCGUGGUGA
This is a messenger RNA of Phaeoacremonium minimum UCRPA7, 1107 nucleotides long. Its product is annotated as putative homoserine o-acetyltransferase protein. Gene Ontology annotation, molecular function: homoserine O-acetyltransferase activity. The transcript has 3 exons. The record is from RefSeq and is a predicted model, not a curated record. Gene Ontology annotation, biological process: L-homoserine metabolic process. Lineage: Eukaryota; Fungi; Ascomycota; Sordariomycetes; Togniniales; Togniniaceae. The coding region runs from base 1 to 1107 and encodes 368 amino acids.